GCACGCGGGCUCCUCCUCGGCGGCAGCGGCGGCGAUGGCGGCGCUUGGGCCUCGCUCUUCCUCCUUCGUCCCCGGUUGGGAAGCGGAGCCUGGAGCGUCCGACAGCGGCGGCGAGGAGGAGGAGGAGGCCUGGGAGGAGGAGGAGGGAGGCGAGGGGCCGGAGGGAUCCGCCCGCGGGGCGCCCUGCCUUUUCUGCCCCAGGUCUUUCUGUUCAGCAGAAGAUGUUUUUGGCCACUGUAUGUUAGACCAUGGGUUCAGUAUUGGAACGGUGGUUCAUAAACACAGACUUGACUUCUACAAUUACAUCAAGCUAAUAAACUUUAUUAGGGCGGAAAAACCAACAGCGGGGUAUUUUAGUUCUGUGAGUUUUCCACUUCCUUGGGAAGAAGAUAAAUAUUUGAAACCUGUGUUGGAAGAUGACCUCUUACUUCAGUUUGAUAUAGAUGAUCUUCUUCAUUCCACCAGUGUGUCUUACCCUAAUGGUCUAACUGAAGCUUCAUCUCUCUCUGAACUUUUGAAACAAGCAGAGCAAAGAGCUGAACAGGCAGAAGAUGCAUUGGCCAGAGCCCAAGAGGAUCUUCAAAAAAUGAGGCAAUUUGCCCAGGAUUUUGUGAUGAACACAGAAGUCAGAAGUGGCUCAUCAGUCAGCAGCAUUGCGGACCUACGGGAGGAUGAGGAGGAUGUUUACUUCAGCUCAUAUGGGCACUAUGGUAUCCACGAAGAGAUGAUAAAGGAUAAAGUACGCACAGAAAGUUAUCGUGAUUUCAUAUAUGAAAAUCCCCACAUCUUCAGAGAUAAGGUUGUCCUAGAUGUUGGUUGUGGAACUGGAAUCCUCUCCAUGUUUGCUGCCAAAGCAGGUGCAAGAAAGGUGAUAGGGGUGGACCAGUCUGAAAUUAUCUAUCAGGCUAUGGACAUUGUUAGGCUCAAUGGACUUGAAGAUACUAUUUCGCUGGUCAAAGGAAGAAUUGAAGAAGUUGAUUUGCCUGUUGAAAAAGUGGAUGUAGUCAUAUCUGAAUGGAUGGGCUAUUUUCUUCUCUUUGAGUCGAUGCUGGAUUCAGUCAUUUAUGCAAGGGACAAGUACCUGGCAAAAGAAGGCUCAGUGUAUCCUGAUAUCUGCACCAUUAGCCUGGUGGCUGUAGGUGAUCCCAGUAAACAUGCUGAGAGAUUAGCUUUCUGGGAUGAUGUGUAUGGCUUCCGCAUGUCCUGUAUGAAGACGGCUGUAAUUCCUGAAGCUGUGGUAGAAGUCUUAGAUUCCAGCACACUUAUAUCUGAAGCUUAUGUCAUUAAGCGGAUAGAUUGCCAUGCUACAUCAGUUUCAGAACUGGAUUUUUCAUCAGACUUCACCCUGAAAAUGACAAAGACUUCUGUUUGUACGGCAAUUGCUGGAUAUUUUGAUAUAUAUUUUGAGAAGAAUUGCAGCAAACAAGUAUGGUUUUCAACUAGUCCCUCUUGUGCCAAAACGCACUGGAAACAGACAGCAUUUUUUCUGGAAAACCCAAUUUCUGUAGAAAAAGGUGAAGAACUGAAAGGAAGGAUUACACUCCACAAAAACAGGAAAGAUCCACGUUCACUUAUUGUUACACUUUCAAUUAAAAAUGUGAAACAGACAUACAGUAUUCAGUGAAGAUGUUCCAUGAUUGGCUUUAAGAUGAAUUCUUAAAUUAAUUUCAGGUUGCUCUCUCUGUAUAAAAAUUAUGGUUAUUUGCUUCAAUUUUCUGAAAAUGAUAGUAUUCAUAAGUCUCUUGGAUGGGUUUAUUCUGCUUCAUGGUCCAGCUAUUUCCUACAGCCAGAGAAGAAAAUGAAGAUGCUUCAGUGAACAAGCCAGACUUACAUCUAAUCAAAUAUGCACAGUAUUUUGUAGAAGUCAUUAUGUAAUACUAGUCUAACUUCUAAAAAUAUUUAAUGAAUUCUGCAACUCAGAAUAGCUAAGUAUUUAGGAAAAGUGGGUUGGAUGCAUAGUUUGCUUCUGCUAAUGGUAGCAUUCUGUGACUGAAAAUUUUUGUUUUCUUGUGAAACAAGGCAGGUGACAGGAGAUUUUCAUCAGUUUCUCCUUGUGCCAUACAGUCCCAUGUUCCCCACCGUUCGGGGGGGGGGGACUCUCCAUUUGCCAAAUGUUUGUGGGGAGCAUCAGAUUCACCUCUUGCCCUAUUCCACUAGUGAAGUUCUUCCACUAGAUCAGAAAUGUUCUAUCAGUGAAAGGAUCCUAUCCAUUUGCAGAAGGCAAACUCUAGAUUUUACUCUUGAGAGUACAAGAAAUCUUAAUGGAUUUAUGUGUUAUAAAACCUUUGGGUUUGAUCGCCCUUAGUUAUUGCUGGGCAAAAUGUAUACUUUUCCUAAUGUAUUUUUAUAAGUACAACGAAUUGUAUUUUGACAUAGUGAAUUUAGUAUGCCACUUGACUUUGAAACUGUCAUAUUAUCAUUGAGCCUUCAGGUGGCGAUUGUCCUCUAAUUUUUCACACUUGAUGUUAAAAACAGAGAACGUUGAUGUGAUAUAUCCUUUAUAUACUAAGCAAAAUUGACUCUGAAGAUGGUUGUACUUUAAAACUGUAAACAAUUAAAUAUAAUUGGAAAAUCUUCACCUAGUGGUCAUGGGGACAUGCUGAAUGUGCUAGAUAGUAUCAUGGAGAGUUGAGGUGCAUGUGGGAGAAUCUCCCAAAAUUGGAUCAGCCUAUCCUGUUCAGUUGAGUCCCUCAUUCAAUGAGGUACAUUAGGGAAAUGGAACAGCAUAGAUUUUUCACUAGAUCCAAUUCAGUAUUUAGGACCUGGAGCCAGUUCCAUUGCAAGAUAUGUCUGUCCCUGGCCCAUCUGAUGAUGGGCCAGUUCUUUCACCCAGCCAACCACCUAUCACUUUCUCCUUUUCUUUAAUUUUCUGAGUUUCAGGGCAUUCAGUUGAGCUGUUUUGUAUUAUUUCUAUUGAUUCUGUGUUCUUCAAAGCUCCCUGCAAUAUUAUAUGUCCUCUUCCUCUGACAAUUCAGACAAUAUAGUACACAGGAUCUGUUCAGGAUGAGCAGGUAAUGAUUGUGAACUGAGCCAAGACAAUUCAUUUACUGAAACUGUUAAUACAACUUUAAAAGUAGAAUGAAAAUUAAAAAUAAGUGGAGAGUGAUCCACUGCUUAUCAGUUGUAUCUCUGCUUUUAUGCUGAUUAGCUCAGUCUUUGAAAACUGAUUGAGUUAAUAAGGAUAUAUUUUUUUAAAAAAAGAAAACUGAUUGAGUUGACUUUUUCAUAGGCAGAGCACUUGUCCUCCCUUUCAUAUCUCCAUGAGGCUGUUCAGGUAUUUUGGGAAUUAACAAUUUAAAAUGUAGUUAAUUCUGCAUUUCAUUUCAGUCAUCAUACAUAAUUUUACUUUCUGUCAAGAAUGCUUAAAAAGUAUACUUUCACGUGCCUCAGGGGUUGCUCUUUUGGGGUAGAGGACGCUUACAGAUUUCUGGCUAACAAUUGCUACAUAUACCACUUUCACAACUUGCCUUCCAUCAGAGAUCUUUACCAACCCUUUCCCAGUCAGUCCAUGAUAAAAGGAGAUUCUUUUAAUAAACUCUUACAAAUGAUGCUAACAAAAAUUGCAAUUGUGAAAAUUAAUCGCAUCACUGAAUAGUUUACUAAUGGCACAAAGCCACAUGGGCAAUUAAAGCUAAGAGGUUUGUCAUUAGGUGGUGUAACUACAGUUUGUACAGAAUGUUUUCAUACUUAAUGAUUCCUUUUGACUACUUAACACUUUUUAAACACUUUUGAAUUGGAGCUAGAUUUUAAAAUGCUGUUUAUUUUUAAUGACUUUAAUAUCUAUUAAAUGGUACAUUUACUGUAUAUAGAGAGAUGCUGGUAUGCUUCCAGACAGAGGCCUUCAAUACUAAGUAAAGUAAAGGUAUUUCCCAUUUA
Molecule: messenger RNA, 3876 nt
Organism: Sceloporus undulatus (fence lizard)
Lineage: Eukaryota; Metazoa; Chordata; Lepidosauria; Squamata; Phrynosomatidae
Gene: PRMT3
Product: protein arginine methyltransferase 3
Exons: 15
Coding region: 35-1624 (529 amino acids)
Biological process (GO): peptidyl-arginine methylation
Cellular component (GO): nucleus
Molecular function (GO): protein-arginine N-methyltransferase activity
Source: RefSeq, a predicted model, not a curated record